This is a messenger RNA of Mastomys coucha (southern multimammate mouse), 6769 nucleotides long. RefSeq names its product one cut homeobox 1 (gene Onecut1). The transcript is spliced from 3 exons. The record is from RefSeq and is a predicted model, not a curated record. Gene Ontology annotation, molecular function: RNA polymerase II cis-regulatory region sequence-specific DNA binding; DNA-binding transcription factor activity, RNA polymerase II-specific. Gene Ontology annotation, cellular component: nucleus. Gene Ontology annotation, biological process: regulation of transcription by RNA polymerase II. NCBI's taxonomy places the organism in Eukaryota, Metazoa, Chordata, Mammalia, Rodentia, Muridae. Bases 447 to 1922 code for a protein of 491 amino acids.
GCAGCGGCGGCGGCGGCGGCUACCGAAUCGCAGCCACAGUCGGCAACAGUAACCGAGCCAUGGCUCGAGCUGGCGGGCGGCACAGGCAGGCAGCAGCCGCGGCAGGCGCACGGGCCGCGUCAAGGGAGCCGGGGGCGGCAGGAUUCUAAGAAGGAGAGGGGCGAGAGGGGGCCGGGACUGGGCGGGCUAGGGGGUACCGCGCUCUCCCAACAGCACGGAUCCUUUUUGAAAAUUAAUAUUUAAAAAAAAAAAAGGCAGAGGGGAAAGGUGGGAGCAAGAGAGAAGGCAAGACACACACACACAGGGAGAGCGAGAGACACAGAUCCCCACAGUGAGAGGAAGAAAGGCCACAGUCGCAGGCAGCCGAUGUGAAGACUGGACUCCGUGCGCCCCUCGCCGCCUCUGCCCGGCCACAUCGAUGUUGCAGCCCGCUCGCCCGCAUCACGAUGAACGCACAGCUGACCAUGGAGGCGAUCGGCGAGCUGCACGGGGUGAGCCAUGAGCCGGUGCCCGCCCCUGCUGACCUGCUGGGCGGCAGCCCUCACGCGCGCAGCUCCGUGGGGCACCGCGGCAGCCACCUGCCUCCCGCGCACCCGCGUUCCAUGGGCAUGGCGUCCCUGCUGGACGGCGGCAGCGGAGGCAGCGAUUACCACCACCACCACCGCGCCCCUGAGCACAGCUUGGCUGGCCCCCUGCACCCCACCAUGACCAUGGCCUGUGAAACUCCCCCAGGUAUGAGCAUGCCCACCACCUACACUACCUUAACCCCUCUGCAGCCGCUGCCGCCCAUCUCCACCGUGUCCGACAAGUUCCCUCACCAUCAUCACCACCACCAUCACCACCACCACCCACACCACCACCAGCGCCUGGCGGGCAACGUGAGCGGUAGUUUCACACUUAUGCGGGAUGAGCGCGGGCUGGCCUCUAUGAAUAACCUCUAUACCCCCUACCACAAGGACGUGGCUGGCAUGGGCCAGAGCCUCUCGCCCCUCUCUGGCUCCGGUCUGGGCAGCAUUCACAACUCCCAGCAAGGACUUCCCCACUAUGCUCAUCCCGGCGCGGCUAUGCCCACUGACAAGAUGCUCACCCCAAACGGCUUUGAAGCCCAUCACCCUGCCAUGCUCGGUCGCCACGGGGAACAGCACCUCACGCCCACCUCGGCCGGCAUGGUACCCAUCAACGGCCUUCCUCCGCACCAUCCCCAUGCCCACCUGAAUGCCCAGGGCCACGGACAGCUCCUGGGCACAGCCCGGGAGCCCAACCCUUCGGUGACCGGCGCGCAGGUCAGCAAUGGAAGUAAUUCAGGGCAGAUGGAAGAGAUCAAUACCAAAGAGGUGGCGCAGCGUAUCACCACCGAGCUCAAACGUUACAGCAUCCCACAGGCCAUCUUCGCGCAGAGGGUGCUCUGCCGUUCCCAGGGGACCCUUUCGGACCUGCUGCGAAACCCCAAGCCCUGGAGCAAACUCAAGUCGGGUCGGGAGACCUUCCGGAGGAUGUGGAAGUGGCUACAGGAGCCGGAGUUCCAGCGCAUGUCCGCGCUCCGCUUAGCAGAAAGCGCCAUGGGUGGCAGUGUGCCUUCUCUGAAGACCACAUCUGGAGGCCCCCAACUGUCUGUUCCUCCCUUACCUGCCUGCAAAAGGAAAGAGCAAGAACACGGGAAGGACAGAGGCAACACCCCCAAAAAGCCCAGGCUGGUCUUCACAGACGUCCAACGUCGAACUCUACAUGCAAUAUUCAAGGAAAAUAAGCGUCCAUCCAAAGAAUUACAAAUCACAAUUUCCCAGCAGCUGGGGUUGGAGCUGAGCACUGUCAGCAAUUUCUUCAUGAAUGCCAGGAGGAGGAGUCUGGACAAGUGGCAGGACGAGGGCAGCUCCAACUCAGGCAAUUCAUCAUCCUCAUCAAGCACUUGUACCAAAGCAUGAAGGAAGAACCACAGACUAGAACUUCGGUGGAAAAGCUUUAAAUUAAAUUAAAAAAAAAAAAAGUUUUUAAAGACCAGGACCUCAAGAUAGCAGGUUUAUACUUAGAAAUAUUUGAAAAAAAAAAAAACAAGUGGUAUUUAUAGUCCAAAGAAACCAAAGACUGAAGCUCACCUGCAUUCUGACUUUGUUCAGAGACAUGUACUUCAGCGGGGCAAGACUCGGCAGGAAAGAUGAUGGGAAAACGUCGGAUCUCACGCCUUCAACCCCUACACCUCACUGUGCUUGGCUGCUCAGUGGCUCUAAGCACAGUAAUGUUUGAGCCAUCGAGUGGACAUCCUUUAAGAUCAGACAUUCUUAUCUGUUCCACAAAGGUGUAUACUGUCUCAAUAUUACAUAUGGGUGUGGGCACUACACAUAUAUACACACACAACAACAACAGUGGUUAGGGACUCAGGCAGGGCUGGUCUUCAGGAAGGGUUGCACCAUAGGAGUGUGACCAACCAGGUGUGGGAUUUCUAAGUUCAUUGGCUCUGAGAUGUGAUUUCUCUCAUCUAGCCUAGCGUUUGAACCUGCCAGGCCCACAACCUAAAUGCAGAUUCAAACCCAGCAGAGAAAAUUUGAAUGGCGCCUAAACCAGUGCACUCUCUUUGUUUGUUAAGAAAUGUUCAGAUAUUUUUUAAAAAAAAAUGAAACAAGAGUCCAUCCAUUAAAAAAAAAAAAUCACCUAGGUACCAAAGAACACACAGUAUUAUAGUGCAGGUAUUUUAUUGCAAUGAUUUUAAUAACCAAAGCUAUUUUUACACAAGAUACUAUGUAAAGUUAUACUUAUGAACUGAUCUAGCUGUAAUCCACAUGCCACGUAGAUUCAGGACUAUUAUUUAAUGACUCUUGAAGCAUUUGAAAUAUGAGUUUUCAGAACUGGCAAGUAAGAAUGUGGCUUCAGGGAAGCAGUUACCACCAUGACAGAGAGUUUGAUGCGAUGCACAUGGAACCCAUAUAUGUCACUUACACACAGAAAAGACAUAAUGCAUAAUCUACUCAUAGCCAAGAAGAUGCGGGGACCCUUUCAGAGUAGGUUCUCUAUAUAAACACUAGAAAACUAAGCUUAACACGGAAGAUAACUAAAUUAGGAAAAUUGUCCAAAGUAAAAAAAAAGAAAAAAAAAUAGACUAAUUUUGCUUAAAUUUACUCUAUGCACUUUGGCACCAAAUAUCAUUUUUAAAAAAAAGAUCCUUCCGAGCAGACCAAUAUUAAUCACAGUUCCUUAUCCCAUAUUUCCUAACCACCCUAAAAAGCAAUUGAACUGACAUAUUGGCGAUUUCAGGUGUUUUACAAUGUAGAUGUUGGGAAAUCAGCAGGUGCCCCUGAGAAACAGCAGAAUGGUAGACCCCAUAGAAGAAGCCAGAGUUCCGGUCCCGCAUAAGACGCCUGGUUCUUUCAGAAUUAAAGGACUCGUUUCACUAAGCAUAGCCUUCAAAGCAAGUCCCAUUCCUUCUUGCCAUCAAUGGACCUAGUGAUUUUAUCACAUGGUUUCUACUCUCUGAUGGGGACAGGUUAAAAGUGAGCUCCAAGCUUCUGAAUCACCGUUCUAACUUCUUUUGACUUCUUCCAAAUCACUUAACCAGGGAUGAACAGACCAAGGCAGGAAAAGAAAACAAAGUUCUAGAAAUCAUUUGACUUCCAGAAACACUCUGUCUGAACUCGGUUGAGCUACAACCGAUGUGAACAGACACCUGCUAAACAGGGAAGUCGAGAAUGGGGGACCCUCAGUUAAUAUUGUACCUCAAUAGAAAGAUAACACUAAAAGCGAUAUUGAUAGUAAGUUCUUCGCUGAGAUUCACUAAAAUGCCAAAUGAAAAGGAUUAAAAAUCUAUAACACAAAAUUUCACUCCUUGGGGGUCAAAUCUCAGAACCCAGAGGCAGGAACCUAAGUCGACCAGUGGAUCCAUCCAUCCCCUUCUUCACUGUCCAUUGAGCGAAGGAAACUCCUUGACAUGUUUUGUCUUAAUAUUUUUAAAAGUUCACCCAAGAUUCCAACUUAAAAAGCUUUCCUUCUGAAUAUGGCACAAUUCUAGUUCUAUCAUGACGAGCCAGUAAAUUGCUGCCCUUCGAGUUUUGCUCUAGUGUUCAGUAGCAAAAAGAAAAAAAAAAAAAAAACAGAAAUAUAUUUUCUCUCUUCAUAGUGGAGGGAGCUGGCAAACACAGGUGCAUUUAUAAUAUAAGAAAGAGGAUAGCCUUAUUUACUUAAAACAAGGGAGUUACAAAUUCAGGGGAAACCCAGCUGUGUCUACACACAAUCUUACCAACUUUAAAUACUCCAAGAAAAGCCAGGAGGGAAAAAAAAAUGGAUUCAGUCAACCUCGUGUCUUGACUUUGUUUUUACCGUGUUCCUCCCAUGAUUAACCCAGCUGCAUUGUGCAUUUUUUUUCAAGCCAAUCAUAUUGGUACUGUGGAAGCACAGUCUUCAAGAAAAAUAUGACUACAUUUUUAAAAAUCCCACUAUGAGGGGUUUCUGAGAAAUAACAGUUACCCUACUUGCUGACACCAAAGAUAACUCCAUGCCAGCGUUAAAUUUGCACCCAUUAUACAAUGUCAGGGCCCAGAGAUGUAUUUUCUCAUAAACAGAGGCACAAGGCCGAGCCUGAAAAGCAAUUUUUACUCCAAACUUUUGCGUCUUAGAAAUAGUAGCAGAUAGACCCCACUUUCCAUAAGCAAUACCUUCUCACACCCUAGAGCAGCGACCCUUUCUUUGCUUGGGAACCGGCAUUCAGAGAACAUGCUUCCAUCCUUGUUUAUGUAGUCCUAACUGAUGGCUCCCACCAUGACCUGCAGAGCAGAUCACAUGUCAGUUGUCAUUUCUCAGUCCUUUCAAAUCAUUCACUCCAAGAGUUUAUUUCUCAUCGCUAUGCGCAUCACAAAGUCAGGCUUCAAAUACUUUUCUUUUUUUCUCUCUUUUUAUUUUUUUAUUAUUACUAUUAUUUUUUUUUUCGUAAAGUGGUUUUGGACAUAAGUCAUUCAGGUCCUCAAAUAACUGGAAGCUUUAGCCAAAAGCCAUCCAGAAUGAUGUUUGGAUUCUAGAGAUUAUAAAACUCAGAUUUCAGUAAUUGUCCAGAUAGAGGAAUUCUGGGUGCUGGGGACUAAGUACUCCUGUCCCUGGGCAUCAUGGGCAUUGAUUUCAAAGACCAAAGAAAAUGUAUGGGGAGAUCCACAAGUUCUGACAGAACUUGACACUCACCAUGCCCCUCAGUCCCUCAGAAAGACAUAAUUAUUUUUCCAACAUAAAAGUGCUCGCUAUAUUUGGACCCACCCCACUCCCGUUGCUACCCCAGGUGAAGAACCCAUCUUUGCAGGUUAAAUGCAACUUUGCUAAACCAAAGAGUCUAAGGACAUUUUCCCUAUGGUCCGUCCUCCCUCCUUUGUACAUACAGGAUGAAACUAUGCAUUCAGCAAACAAAGAGAAAGCACUUCUUUUUCUAUCUAGUUGUUUAGGGUGCAUUCAAAUACCAGAGGCUGUUUGGGGAUGCACUUGGCCUUCUGGGUUAUAACUGUGGUGUGGGUUUGUUUUACAGUGCAUUUGGUAACUAUUUCCCAAAUAGUGUGGACAAAGAAGCAGAAGGUAAGAAAUAGCUACUUCCAUGUGUUUAAAAAAAAAAAAAAAAUGAAAAGAAAAGAAAAAGAAAAAAAAAGAAAAAAGAAAAAAAGAAAAAAAGUGUAAAGAUCUACUAUUUAUAGUGUGAACCAAAGACGCUACCUCACUCAAUUUCCAUUGGUGAUUUUAAUCACAUUGAUAUACCAAAGAAUACCAAAGAUAUUUUCAUGCACGGCCAUGGUCUGCAGAGGGAACUCCACCCACCCUUUCCCUUCCCCACCUUCUCCCUCAUCACUCAGUGUGUAAAGUUGUCUUCAUUCUUAAUAACAAUACGAUACAGAUAACAACACCGUUAGGAACGCCUCUUCUUAUUACUGCUACUUCUUGUAAAUCUCUAGGCAAACACGUUGCAAAGUUUGUAAACUCCUAGGACGAGUGCCUUGCUUGAACCAAAGUGUUAAACCGCUGUUAACCUCUCUCACCUUAUACUCUUUGAAUACCUCAGCCUCUUAGAAAGGCCACUAAUGAAAAAAAAAAAAAAAAGGAAUAAUUAUUCACCGUGGUGCUUUUUCUGUGCAACCAUGCAAUGAAACUUUCUUUGAUACCAAAGGAUGACUUCCCCCACCCCCAAUUCUUGCUGAUAAACCAAAGCUCCUCCUCUAAUUCUGUCCUGAGACCCUCCCUGUCCCUUCAUGGAGUCCCUUCCCCAGGCAGGCCGUGUAUCACUUUUACCAAUUCCUCCAAAUACCUCAUAGUAAUAAAGUUUUAGGGUUAUGUUGUAUAGAGAGUCUAUGUGAUAAGGCAGAACUUACUAGUUUGUUAAUUGUUAAGGUUACUUUAAAGAAAACAAAAACCUUUAUAAUUCCUAUUUAUUUUGUAGCUGUGUGUUCGGGUGUUCCCUUCCUUCCCCCUUUGGUUUGGGGUUUGUUUUCUUGGCUGAACUCCUCAGUUGCUCAAGGAAGAGUUAAUUUUUGAGAAUGUUAAGGGUUAUGUAAAAAUGCAAGAAUGGAAUAAGAAAUGAUUUUCAUUUUGAUGGUUACUUAUGUAAGUUUUGUGUUUUGUAGAAAAUUUGUUUCUACAGGGUAAAAAAAAAUUAUAUAUAUAUAUAUAUAAUCUUUUGUGAAACUGGUUCCUAUUUUUCUCUAUAAUGUGCUGUGAUUUGUUUUAAUUUAAUUACAUUUUAUAUGAACUUAUUUAAUCACCUUGUUAAUUUAUGACUGUGUAGUUUCUACAGUGUAUAUAGUACAAUUGAAAUGGC